AUGCUAAUAGCCUUUGUUGCUCUUCUCUUCCUCCUCCUAGCCUUUGGCCUCCACCACAUCCUCUCCCACCAAACCCGCCUCUUGCACCAGAUCUUCAACCAAAACAUCUUCAUCACCCGCCAGAUUGCCCGCCUUAUCGGACCGCCUGACCCCGAAGCCCUACUGACAAUUCCCGACUCGAUUCCUGACUCAACCUCCGCUUCCAAAGCAUCAGUAGCCCAAGCACUGGCCAGCCAACGUGUCGAAUACGCCCGUUCCAUUAUCGACUUCUCCUAUGCCGGGCCCAAACUUGAACUGGAAGACCGCCUUCGUCUUCGAGCCCUAGCCAACUCCCGUCUGGUGGCGGCGUUUGGGAUCAACACGUCGCUUACUAGUUCGUCGGUUACUGUCCACAAGGAGUUCCGCAAGUUGGCAAGCGCAUCAAUUAGCAAGAGUAAUGCCGAUUGGCAGAAGCUUUAUGGAGUUUCCAUGGACUUCCUUCAGCAUGAGAAGGCGAGGGAUGGAAGGACUAGCGUUCGCUUGGCGGGGUGUGUCCGAUGUCUCUGCUUUGUUGUCGUUUUGGUUUCGCAGUUUGGGGCGGACGAUAAGAAGGUUGAUAGGAGCUUGGUGAAGCGAAUCACUGAUGAGAUCAAUGCGCAGUGGUUGAAGAGCAAGGAGGAUGGCGAGGCGGUAAAGACCUGUGACAAUCUAAACUAUGAUUUGGGUAUGCUCUUUGGCAACCUGAAGACGUCAGUCGUUGGAGAGAACGAUACGGGGAAAGAUAUCGACCCCAGUGAAGCACUUGGAUUGAUCAUGCCGCAAUACGAGACACUGUGGCGGGUAGUCCUGCUUACCUACGUCACUGCGUAUCAUAGGCAGUUUGAUAGGUGGAGUUUGGAGAAGAGAGUCAAGGACAUUCCAUAUUGUUUGGGAAACGCUGCUACGGAGAAAGAGGCACUCAAGUUAGCAAUGGAGGGUCUUCGUCUCUAUCCGUCCAACAACAGCAUCUAUCGUAUUCGUGCCGUCCCUGGCCCUGAACCUCCAAUUUCAGCAAACGUCCAAGCAUGUCAUCGUGACUUCGAUGUCUGGGGUUCUGACGCUCUUGAGUUUCGACCGGAGCGGUUUGACAAUCUCACACCUCUCCAGGAGAAAGCAUACUUCCCUUUCUCGCUAGGUUCCCAUAAAUGCCCGGCUUUUGGCGGCUUUGGGAACAGGAUGGUCACUAUGCUCGUGGUCUCCAUGGGGAGGGCUCUCUCUCCCGAGACUGGAAAACCGAACUUCAGAGAUGCAAAACUAGACAAUGAAGUUGAAAUCAGUUUGCCGACUGGGCGGGAUGAAAUGGAAAAAUGGUCCUGGGAUAUGGUACGUGUUUAAUGAAGCUAGCAAGAGACGCAAGAGAGUUGGAAGUUUUGUAUGUCAGCAACGCACCCUGAAAACACCAGUGGCAGGCCCGCGGGCUUGGAUAUAAACGUCAAUUUACUGCUUGCUGUGUAUGUACUGUUCUCAAUACUGUUCCCAAUCUGACCCAUCCUUUUCCCACCCAGACCUUGCAUACUACGUGCUGCUUCUUACCUACCCCACGUUCCCAACACCAAUACGAACCCACUACACCAUUAGCUUCUUGAAGGGUAUCGUAAUAUCAGGUCGGUUCUUCAGGCAUCCUCAUGCUGGCUUCAUUCUCAUCACCCCUUUCAAAUCCUUUUCCCCAUUCCCAACCAUUGCAUCCGUGCCCUAUCACUUUAUCCUCCUCGCAUCUCAUCCAUGUUUGUGACGUCCGGCAGAG
Neurospora tetraspora is the source of this 1762-nucleotide messenger RNA. RefSeq lists its product as uncharacterized. The record is from RefSeq and is a predicted model, not a curated record. Gene Ontology annotation, molecular function: iron ion binding; oxidoreductase activity, acting on paired donors, with incorporation or reduction of molecular oxygen; heme binding. The coding region runs from base 1 to 1353 and encodes 450 amino acids. The transcript is spliced from 2 exons. NCBI's taxonomy places the organism in Eukaryota, Fungi, Ascomycota, Sordariomycetes, Sordariales, Sordariaceae.